Messenger RNA from Mercurialis annua (annual mercury), 11904 nucleotides. Its product is annotated as BEACH domain-containing protein B. Bases 371 to 10171 code for a protein of 3266 amino acids. The record is from RefSeq and is a predicted model, not a curated record. Lineage: Eukaryota; Viridiplantae; Streptophyta; Magnoliopsida; Malpighiales; Euphorbiaceae. Gene Ontology annotation, molecular function: protein binding. The transcript has 43 exons.
ACCAUGAUUUACUCUGAUGGCAAUUACGAGAUUAAGUACACUUUUGAGGUCUAAUUUCUUGGGCAAAAUCUACUGCUUCUUACUUUCUUCUUCUUCGUCUUACACUUUUUAUUUUCAUCAAUCGCGCAUUAUACUUUUCAUCUUCUAUCGCUCAUCAACGCCAUUUCAUCGAAGCAAAACAAGACGUCGAAGAAAAAUUAAGUUUAGAUCGAAGCAAUCUCAAACAUUUUAGAACUAAUAAUUUCAUUUCGAAGACUGCGAUCUAAUCAGAAUAUUAGGUUUGGCAAAGGGGAUGGCCUGGGGUGACCAUUUGUUUCUCUUGUAUUGUAUUAUGGAGUUUUGAUCAUCUUGCUAAUUAGUGGCGGGAAACAUGAACAUCGUCAAGGGUGUGGCUGACCUCAUUCGAAGGACCUCCAGUGUCCAAUCUGGAGAAUCUACUUCGGGGUCCGCCGCCGAGAGGUUCCCUCCUCCUGCUCCAAGAAUCUGCUUCAGUGAAGCAGGCGACGAGGCAAUUUUACAUGCGCUUUGGGAUAAAUUCGAGAGCACUGUGGACAAGGCUGAAAAGAAAAAGGUAUUUCUUGUCUUCCUCAAGCAAUUUGUAGCAGUAUACAAGGAAUGGAAACCUGUUAAUACUGGCCAGUUACCAGAGUCGGCUUUAGUGACUCUCCCUUCCAUGGAAUAUCCUCUACAAGUGGAUGAUAUAGUUGCUGGCUGCACCUUUGGACACCCAGCUGAAGUCAUUCUGGUAUUAACUGAAGAGAUCACAAAGUUAACCACUUUGGUUACUGAUUUAAAUACCAUUUUGAUGCCCUCGAAAAUGGACUUACCGGAAUCCUCGACAAGCUUGAAAAUUCCCUCUGAAGGACUACAAACAUUGGAAGCUUUAACAAUAAUAACCCGUUCGAUACAUAAUUGCAGAGUUUUUGGCUACUACGGUGGGAUUCAAAAGCUAACUGCAUUAAUGAAAGGGGCUGUUGUUCAGCUCAAAGCAUUAAGUGGUUCACUAUCUGGUGAUGAAAGUUUGUCUAACGUUAUUGUUGAGAAGAUCAAACUUCUGCAACAAAUACUUGUACAUUUAGUCUCAGUAAUUUGUAUCUUUAUUGAUUUAAAUACAAAUGAAUACGAAAAAGCUCCCUUGUAUGGUGGGUCUUUAGAUUUUUCCGCCUCAGUGAUUGGUGUAUCAUUGACCGAGUCUUCUAGUAAUAUAAAGACUCCUACUGAAACAAGGCUGUCUUGGCAUCAGAAGGCAAUUAUGUCCGUAAUGGAAGCAGGUGGCCUCAAUUGGUUAGUAGAGCUGCUGCGUGUCAUAAGAAGGUUUAGUUUGAAAGAACAGUGGUUGGAUGUAUCACUUCAGAACUUGACCUUGAGGACCCUUCAUUUAGCAUUAUCCAAUAAUCCACGCGGUCAGAAUCACUUUAAAAGUAUUGGAGGGCUUGAGGUGCUAUUGGAUGGUUUAGGGGUGCCGUCAAUGAAUGCGCUUUUGUUGAAGAAUGUUUUCGAUAUCGAUCAGAAGAGAGCUCAAAACCCUUUGCUGAAGAUUUUCCAGCUUCAUAUUCGUUCCUUGACAGUUUUGAGAGAGGCUGUCUUUGGAAAUUUGAACAGCAUGCAAUUCCUAUGUGAAAAUGGAAGAAUUCAUAAAUUUGCAAAUAGCUUUUGUUCACUUGCUUUCAUGCUUCAAGAGUAUAAGCAGAAAUCCAAGGGUUUGGCUAUACAUGAUGGUUGUCAGAUGCCUGAUUCUGGGUCAAGUGAGAAUCCUGUAAAGAUAGAGCUUUCUUUUCCCCUUCCAGCUGAUGCUUCUUUUUCUCAAUUCUGGAGUGAAUAUGUGGUGAAGUUGAGCAGGGUAAUAUGUUCUUUCAUAGCCACUCCUGAAAAUAGUAAAACUCAUAAUGUCCCAGCAACCCCUGGUCGAAUUGCUAUGCCUGUUUCUUCAGUGUAUAGUGAACUCUCUAUUAAGUGGGCCAUGAGGGUGCUUCACACUGUCUUCCCAUGCAUCAAGGCUUGUUGUUCAAAUCAAAAUCAAUUGCCAGUCCAUUUCAGGGUCUUUAUAAAUGCUCUGCAGCGUUCUGUUCUUGAUGCCUUCAGGACGGUUCUUGCUUCAUCACCUUCGUUGCUUGAAAUAUUUAGGGAAGAGGGAUUAUGGGACCUUAUCUUCUCUGAGAACUUUUUCUAUUUUGGACAACCUUCAGAAGAGAAUUCUGCAGAGCAUACAUGCUAUGAAGGAUUAUCAGAGAAGCUUGAAAUGAAUUUUCUCUCUAGUGGCAUUGAUAGCCAAACUAAAGCUAGCGGAAUUGAAAUCCUUCAAAUAGAAAUGAUUUCAUUCGUUGAAUUUGCUGCAACUUGUAGUGGAAGUGUGCAUAAUUUGCCUGAAUUAUCUGGUCUAUUGGAUGCUCUUGAACAAUGUGCCUGCCAUUCUGAGAUGGCCAAUUUGGUUGUGAAGACUCUGCUUCGUAUAUUGGAGCUUUCAUCUGAGAAAACUGUGGCCUCAUUUAAGGCUCUCAACGCCGUCCAUCGUGUGCUUAAAGUUGCUUCCAUCCAGGCCAAAGAGUCGAGAAGAUCUGGAAAUAUUAGUCCUUGUCUGGAGAAGAUGUUUUCGUCUAAUACUGACAUGAUAGCUGAGUUGCCUGAGGCAGCUGAGAGUCGGCUUGAAUGCAUGGAAACAUGCAUGCAUCUAUUCACAGAAUUUUUCUCAAUAGCAGAUGAUGCGAGAAGUUAUGUUUUGCGUGAUUUGACUUGUAUUGAUUCUUUAUUUGAUUUAUUUUGGGAAGAAGGCAUGAGGAAUACUGUACUUAAACACAUUCUUGACCUAAUGAAGAUUGUACCAUCAUCUCCAGAAGACCAAAAGGCAAAGUUGCAAUUAUGUUCAAAAUAUUUAGAAACGUUUACUCAAAUAAAGGAAAAAGAAAAAGGUUUUGCACGACUAUCCAUUGAUCUAUUGGUUGGAAUGAGAGAGAUGCUCAUGACUGAUUUAGAGUACUAUCAGGUGUUGUUUCGUGAUGGUGAAUGCUUUCUGCAUGUUGUCUCCUUACUAAAUGGUAAUCUCGAUGAGGCUUAUGGGGAGAAGUUAGUUUUUAAUGUUCUUCAGACUCUUACCUGUCUUCUUGCAAGCAAUGACAGCUCAAAGGCUUCAUUUAGAGCUCUAGUUGGCAAGAAUUAUCAAACAUUGCAAAGUUUGCUGUUGGACUUUUGUCAGUGGAGUCCAAGUGAGGCACUUCUAACUUCACUGCUUGACAUGCUUGUUGAUGGAAAGUUUGAUAUAAAAGCAAACCCCCUGAUAAAGAAUGAAGAUGUCAUCAUACUUUAUCUGAGUGUUUUACAGAAGAGCAGUGACUCCUUGCGGAAUCAUGGCCUUAAUGUGUUUCUGCAGCUACUAAGGGAUUCCAUUUCCAAUCGAGCUUCAUGUGUUAGAGCAGGAAUGCUCAACUUUCUUCUUGGUUGGUUUGCUGAAGAAGAUAAUGACAACGUCAUUUUAAAAAUUGCACAACUGAUUCAAGUUAUUGGUGGACAUAGCAUAUCUGGGAAGGAUAUCCGUAAGAUCUUCGCUCUCUUACGAAGUGAGAAGGUUGGAAGCAGACAGCAGUACUGUUCACUUUUGUUGACCACUGUGUUGUCAAUGCUAAAUGAGAAGGGACCUACUGCCUUUUUUGAUCUCAGCGGAACUAAUUCUGGAAUCACUAUUAAAACCCCCGUGCAGUUACCUCUCAAUAAAGGGUUCUCAUUUUCAUGUUGGAUUAGGGUGGAAAACUUCCCUAGAAACGGUGCCAUGGGUCUUUUCAGUUUGCUAACUGAAAAUGGGAAAGGGUGCUUUGCAGUGCUCGGAAAGGAUAAGCUCAUUUAUGAGUCAAUCAAUCUGAAGAGGCAGUCUGUUCAACUUCACAUUAACAUAGUCAGGAGAAAAUGGCAUUUUCUUUGCCUAACUCACAGCAUUGGAAGGGCAUUUUCUGGGGGUAGCUUGUUGAGAUGUUAUUUGGAUGGUGUUCUUGUAUCAUCAGAAAGAUGCAGAUAUGCAAAAGUAAAUGAACUACUGACAAACUGUAGCAUCGGCACGAAAGUUACUCCGCCCCCAAAUGAAGAAGAUGGUUCUGUGGACGUCCGAGAUAGUUUUUCCUUUCAUGGUCAGAUUGGUCCUGUUUAUCUGUUUUCUGAUGUUAUUUCAUCUGAGCAAGUCCAUGGAAUCUUUUCCUUAGGACCAAGCUACAUGUAUUCAUUUCUUGAUAUCGAAUCAUCCCCAUUUUAUGAUAGUCCAUUGCCCGGUGGUAUUCUUGAUGCUAAAGAUGGUCUGGCAUCAAAAAUUAUGUAUGGACUAAAUGCACAGGCAAGUGAUGGCAGGAAAUUGUUUAAUGUUUCUACAGUCUCAGAUAAUGCUUUGGAUAAGAAGACAUUUGAAGCGAAUGUUAUGGCUGGUACACAGUUAUGUUCGCGGCGUUUGCUGCAACAAAUAAUUUACUGUGUUGGAGGGGUUUCCGUAUUUUUCCCGCUCAUUGCACAGUCUGAUAGAUAUGAAAAUGAAGAAAGUGGAUUCUUUGAACAUGCGUUACUUACACCCAUCACAAGAGAGCGUUUGACAGCUGAGGUCAUUGAGCUUAUAGCUUCUGUAUUAGAUGACAAUUUAGCAAAUCAACAACAGAUGCAUAUUCUUUCUGGAUUCUCUAUACUGGGAUUUUUAUUGCAAUCGGUUCCUCCACAACAACUUAAUCUGGAAACUCUAUCAGCCUUGAAACACCUAUUCAAUGUGGCUGUAAAUUGUGGUUCAGCAGAGCUUCUUGUGACGGAAGCUAUAUCUAGCAUUUUUCUUAAUCCUUUCAUCUGGGUUUAUACAGCAUAUAAGGUGCAGCGUGAGCUGUACAUGUUUCUAAUACAGCAAUUUGAUAAUGAUCCAAGGCUGCUUUCAAGUUUGUGUCGGUUUCCACGUGUUGUUGAUAUUAUUCGCCAAUUUUAUUGGGACAAUUCAAAAUCUCGAGUUGCUAUAGGAAGCAAGCCUCUGCUUCAUCCCAUUACGAAACAAGUUAUUGGAGAGAGACCGCAGCAGGAAGAAAUACACAAAAUUCGUCUUCUUUUAUUGAGCCUUGGUGAAAUGAGCCUUAGGCAGAAUAUUGCAGCAGCAGAUAUAAAAGCUCUAAUAGCCUUUUUUGAGACAAGCCAGGAUAUGGCAUGCAUUGAGGAUGUUUUACACAUGGUCAUCCGUGCUCUUUCCCAAAAACCACUUCUUAUUGCUUUCCUUGAACGAGUAAAUAUGAUUGGUGGUUGCCACAUUUUUGUCGAUCUGCUUCAGAGGGAAAAUGAGACCAUCAGAUUGCUUAGCUUGCAGUUCCUUGGAAGGCUCUUGGUUGGUGUACCAUCUGAGAAGAAGGGGCCAAGGUUUUUCAGUCUAUCUGUUGGAAGAUCAAAAUCUCUUUCAGAAAGCCAGAAGAAAAACUCAAGGAUGCAGCCGAUCUUUUCAGUUAUCUCUGAGAGGCUAUUCAGAUUUCCUCUGACAGAUAAUUUGUGUGCCGGCUUAUUUGAUGUUCUUCUCGGUGGUGCCAGUCCCAAACAGGUCUUGCAGAAACACAACCAGGUUGAAAAGCCAAGAAACAAAGGAAAUAUAUCUCAUUUCUUUCUUCCUCAGAUCCUGGUCAUCAUUUUUAGAUUCUUGUCUACAUGCGAGAAUGCAUCUGCAAGAACAAAAAUACUUAAAGAUUUGCUUGAUCUACUCGAUUCAAAUUCUUCAAAUAUUGAAGCUCUAAUGGAGUACGGAUGGAAUGCUUGGUUAGCGGCUUCUUUGGAGCUUAAAGUGUUAAAACAAUACAAAAUUGAGCCGCAGAACCGCAAUGCAACUGAGUUACUUGAGCAGAAUUUAGUGAGGAAUCUGUUUUCCAUUGUUCUUUGUCAUUAUUUGCACUCUGUAAAAGGCGGUUGGCAACAAUUGGAAGAAACAGUGAAUUUCCUACUCUUUCACUGUGAGCAUGGUGGCAUUUCAUAUCGAUACUUGCUUCAUGAUAUAUUUGAAGACAUGGUUCAGAGGCUAGUAGACUUUUCUUAUGAUGAAAAUAUCUUUUCUACGCAACCAUGUCGUGACAAUGCCCUAUAUCUUCUACGAAUAGUUGAUGAGAUGCUCGUCUCUGAUGUUGACCAUAAAAUUCUGUUUGCAGCAGAUGGCGCAAAUAUGUCUCCUGAUUCUAUAGAUUUAGAAACUCACAUGGAUUAUGAUUUUGCACUAUAUGAGAUUUUGCAAGGAGAAUUUGUUAAUCAAACAUCUAGAAAUCCUUGGGUUUGCAAGCAUUCAACCACACAUGAAGAGAAACUAACUGAUGAUAAGUGGUGGAAUUUGUAUGACAAUUUGUGGAUUAUCAUUAGUGAAAUGAAUGGUAAGGGGCCUAGCAGGAUUUUACCCAAGUCAUCAUCAACAGUGGGACCCUCUUUUGGUCAAAGAGCACGUGGCCUAGUUGAGUCAUUGAACAUCCCAGCUGCAGAAAUGGCUGCAGUUGUUGUAACAGGAGGGAUAGGAAAUGCCUUGGGUGGAAAACAAAAUAAAACUAUUGAUAAAGCAAUGCUUUUAAGAGGAGAGAGAUGCCCGAGAAUUGUGUUCCGACUUGCAUUUGUAUAUCUCUGCAAAGCUUCCCUAGAAAGAGCUUCGCGAUGUGUGCAACAGGUUAUUUCAGUUUUGCCUUCUCUUCUAGCUGCUGAUGAUGAGCAAAGUAAGAAUAGAUUGCAGUUUUUCCUCUGGGUUUUGCUUUCCAUAAGGUCCCAAUAUGGGAAGCUGGAUGAUGGUGCUCGUUUUCAUGUCAUGUCACAUUUGAUUCGAGAAACUGUAAACUGUGGGAAAGCAAUGCUUGCUACUUCCAUCGUGGGCAGAGAGGACUCUUCUGAUUUAGGGGCUAACUCAAAAGAUGCAGGCUCUAUUCAGAAUUUAAUUCAAAAGGAUCGAGUCCUGGCCGCGGUUUCUGAGGAGUUGAAAUAUUUGAAGACAUCAAUAUCUGAUCGUUCCAAGCAGUUGCUUGAGCUCCAUGCUAGAAUUGAUGAGAAUACCUCUGUAGAAACUGCUAAUAAGAAAGCAUUUGAAGAUGAGAUACAUAGCAGCUUGAACACAAUCCUUGCUUCAGAUGACAACAGAAGAGCUGUAUUCCAGUUUGCUCAUGAGGUGGAUCAGCAAAAUGUCGCUGAAAAAUGGAUGCACAUGUUCCGCACUUUGAUUGAUGAAAGAGGUCCCUGGUCAGCUAAUCCAUUCCCAAAUAGUGUAGUAAUGCAUUGGAAACUUGACAAGACAGAAGAUGUAUGGCGGCGUAGACCCAAGUUAAGACGAAAUUAUCAUUUUGAUGAUAAGUUGUGCCUUCCUCCUUCCACUGUCUCUAGCAAUGAGGACACAGUUCCUGUUUUUGAAAAUAAAGCUAGUUUUGUGGGCCAUAUUCCUGAGCAAAUGAAGCGGUUUUUGCUGAAGGGUGUGCGCAGGAUAACUGAUGAGGGGAGCUCAGAGGUUGGUGAAAAUGAUGCUGAACCUAGCAACCAAAAUACCUCCUUUUCUGGGGAUCUUUCGGAGAGUAAAUGCUCAGACCUGGUUAAAGGAAGCAAUGAUCAGAAGGAUGUAAUACAAAACAACCAAGAUCCAUCUUUCUCCUCACAGGAGACGGAACCUAGUGAGGUUCUUAUAUCAGUUCCAUGUGUUCUUGUGACACCAAAGAGAAAAUUGGCCGGAAAAUUGGCGGUCAUGAAAAAUUUCGUGCACUUUUUUGGUGAGUUUUUGGUUGAAGGUACGGGAGGAUCAUCUGUUUUCAAGAACUUUGAUGCUUCAAGCAAUUCUGAUAUGACCAGGCUUGAACAGAAAAGCAAGUCUCUCAAAUGGCCCAUACAUGUUGAUAUUAAUUCUUCGAAGGGGGUUUCUGUUGAUAAUGCAGAGACAGUAAAUGAAAAUGCAUAUCAAAGACAGUUAAAGCAUGUUAAGCGCCACAGAAGAUGGAACAUUGGCAAGAUAAAAUCUGUCCAUUGGACUCGGUAUCUACUUAGAUACACUGCAAUAGAGAUUUUCUUUGCUGGUUCGGUUGCACCGGUCUUUCUGAAUUUUACAUCGCUGAAAGACGCAAAAGAGGUUGGGACUAUAAUAGUUGCUAUUAGAAAUGAAUUCCUAUUUCCAAAAGGAAGUAGUAAGGACAAGAGCGGAACUAUUAUGUUUGUUGAUAGACGAGUAGCGCUUGAGAUGGCAGAAAUUGCUAGAGAAAGUUGGAGGAGAAGGGAUAUAACGAAUUUUGAAUACCUAAUGAUUCUUAACACACUUGCGGGAAGAUCUUAUAAUGACUUGACACAAUAUCCCAUCUUUCCUUGGGUUUUAGCUGAUUAUUCCUCUCAGGUUCUAGAUUUUAACAAGUCAUCAACAUUUCGGGAUCUUACUAAACCUGUUGGGUCACUGGAUUUGAAACGAUUUGAGGUGUUUGAAGAUCGAUACCGCAACUUUUCUGAUCCCGAUAUACCUAGUUUCUACUACGGGUCUCAUUACUCAAGUAUGGGGAUUGUGCUAUACUAUCUUCUUAGACUAGAGCCAUUUACAUCACUUCAUCGUAAUCUGCAGGGUGGUAAAUUUGAUCAUGCGGAUCGUCUUUUCCAAGGCAUUGAAGGCACGUAUAGAAAUUGUCUUUCUAAUACAAGUGACGUGAAGGAGUUAAUUCCUGAGUUUUUCUACCUUUCGGAAUUUCUUGUUAACUCAAAUUGCUAUCAUCUUGGAGUCAAACAAGAUGGGGAGCCGAUAGGAGAUGUUUGUCUCCCUCCAUGGGCCAAGGGGUCUCCUGAAUUAUUUAUAAAUAAAAAUCGAGAGGCCCUGGAAAGUGAAUAUGUUAGUUCGAAUCUGCACCAUUGGAUUGAUUUGAUAUUUGGUUACAAGCAGCGGGGAAAACCAGCAGUGGAGGCUGCCAAUAUCUUCUAUUAUUUAACAUAUGAAGGUGCUGUUGAUUUAGACACAAUGGAUGAUGAGCUGCAAAGAUCAGCAAUUGAAGACCAAAUUGCAAAUUUUGGCCAGACUCCAAUCCAGAUUUUCCGUAAGAAACACCCAAGAAGAGGGCCGCCAAUUCCAAUUGCUCACCCUUUGUAUUUUGCACCCGAUUCUAUUAAUUUGACAUCUAUUGUAUCAAGCACAAGUCAUCCUUCGUCAGCUGUAUUAUAUGUUGGCAUAUUGGACUCAAAUAUUGUUCUAGUGAACCAAGGACUCACCUUGUCUGUUAAGUUGUGGUUGAGUACUCAAUUGCAAUCUGGUGGAAAUUUUACCUUCUCUGGCGUCCAGGAACCAUUUUUCGGAGUUGGCUCUGAUGUUCUUUCUGCUCGAAGAAUUGGUAGUCCUCUGGCUGAAAAUAUUGAACUUGGAGCACAAUGCUUUGCGACAAUGCAAACACCUACUGAGAACUAUUUGGUCUCUUGUGGUAAUUGGGAAAACAGCUUUCAGGUCAUUUCCUUAAGUGAUGGAAGAAUGGUGCAGAGUAUUCGACAGCAUAAAGAUGUGGUUAGCUGUGUGGCAGUGACAGCUGAUGGAAGUAUCCUUGCAACUGGAAGUUACGACACAACUGUCAUGGUCUGGGAAGUUCUCCGUGUGCGAGGCUCUGAAAAGAGAGUUCGAAGCACCCAGAAUGAGCUGCCUCGUAAAGAAUGCGUCAUUGCUGACACUCCUUUUCAUAUUCUAUGUGGGCACGAUGACAUAAUUACAUGCUUAUAUGUCAGUGUGGAGCUUGAUAUAGUUAUAAGUGGUUCAAAAGAUGGAACUUGUGUUUUUCAUACCCUAAGGGAAGGAAGAUACAUAAGAUCCUUAAGGCAUCCCUCUGGCAGUGCAUUGUCCAAGCUUGCAGCCUCCCGGCAUGGACGGAUAGUGUUUUAUGCUGAUGGUGAUCUCAGUCUUCAUCUUUAUUCAAUUAAUGGGAAACAUCUUGCAACUUCUGAAUCUAAUGGCCGUCUCAACUGUGUUGAACUUAGUGGGUGCGGGGAGUUUCUGGUGUGUGCAGGUGACCAAGGACAGAUCGUUGUACGCUCUAUGAACACACUUGAUGUUGUGAAACGGUAUAAUGGAGUUGGAAAAAUAAAUUCAUGUCUGACAGUAACCCCAGAAGAAUGCUUCUUAGCUGGAACUAAAGAUGGAAGCCUUCUUGUGUACUCCAUUGAAAAUCCUCAACUCCGAAAAUCUAAUGCUCCUCGAAAUGUGAAAUCUAAAGCUUCUGUAUCGGGAUAGAUAUACAUUUACUGACUAGAGAUAUGCAAAUGACAGCAUCUGUUUACCGAAUUCUUUUCUGAAUAGUCAGCUAAGAUUCUUCGUUUCCUUCUGGGUUCUAUCUGUAUCCUAUCUUUUUGUCAUGAAGAAUGUAAUUUCCAGGGCUACACUGUGGGAUCUUCAUUCACAGACAGGAAACCGAUUAAAGCUUCAGCUUCAUAUUGCAAUAUGGAGCAACCUCACCAUACAGGUAAUGGACAACUUGUUCAACAAUUUGGUUGUUCUCAUCUCUAUCCCUAAACAGGUCUCUCAUCUCCUUUGCCAAGUCUUCCAAGCCAUCUGCUUUUGCCUUCCUCACCAGCUCCGCCACCGAGUCGGACGUAAAUGUCCCAUCUAACUCAUUUCGCGGUAUCUCUAACCCAAGUUUUUUCUCCUCUAAUAACCUUGCAUUUAAUCCCUGAUCAUUUAAAACUGGAAACAGAAUCAAAAUCCUAUUAAAUGAGAGUCCUUCAAUGAUGGAGUUCCAGCCGCAGUGAGUCAAGAACACCCCAACAGCCUCAUGACGUAGUAUCUUCACCUGGGGCACCCAUCCAUUGUAUAUGACUCCGUGAUCCUUAACUCGCUGCUCGAACCCAUCUGGCAGCAUUUCCAUUGCAUUCCGAGUCGACCCAGGUGGGUUCUUGAGCACCCAGAAGAAAGGAGACCUUGACUUUUCCAAGCCGAGAGCCAACUCGUUGACUUCUUCUUGAGUCAAAGCAGCCUCAGUUCCUAAAGCAACAUAUACAACUGACUUAGCUUCCUUCUUAUCUAACCAUAAUCUAAUAUUAUCCCAUUCCUCCUCAUCACUAUCCUCCUCUUCUACUUCCCUGGGUGGCAGGAACCCGACCGGAAUGAUCCGUUUUUCACUCAUCUUGCCGUACAGAUCAAACCACUCCGAUUCAAACUCGGGCGAGCUUCUAAUGAUAAUGACAUCAGCUUUUCCCGCAGAAAAACCGAACCUAACUCCAUCAUUUGGUCCGGUUUCAUCCGCUUCUGUUUUCUCUACAUACUUUGUCACCUCAUGGAUAUGAAACUUAACAUUAGUCUCAAACGGAACCCACUUCGGCACGCUGGCAAAGUCCUCCGCUGCCAAACGGGAAUCGCCGUUCAUCAUCAAUGACGGAGGUGGGCCAGUGAAGGAUAAUGUUGCAGCAGUGAAUAAACUAAAGAAAGCCGAUGAGAUACCAAUCUUGGAAGCUAUGGAUGGUAGCCAAUGAGAAGCAUAAUCGUAAAUAACCCAGUCCGGUUUUACGGAUUCUAGGAAAGUGGUUAAUGGCGAUUCAAGCAAAUCAAAAGCCUUCUUUAGUAGCUGUUGCUUAGUAUAGGGUACAUCUGUAGUAGUCUCUGCAAAAGGUGGCAGUCCUGGUAUGGAAGGUCAAUAUUCAAGAUUGGCGGGUUGACUGUCCAUCUUCCAGUGAAGCGUGCAAGUGUAAGAGACUAAGAGGAGCUAAACGAUAAAUUCUUACAUGUGCAUCGAGUGUUUAUUUACAUCUAGCCAAUGAGCAUUUACGAUAAUAAAUCUUUUAAUUAUUACUUAUUCUUUUUAUCAUUCAAUUUUUUACAUGGCUAACGCACAAUUAGUUUGUUGCACGAAUGACAUGGCGUAAUGGUUAUGUGCAAUAAUUUUUCAAUGUGUAAGAGAUUAAGAGUAGCUAAACAAUAAAUUCUUACAUGUGCAUCAUAUUCCUCAAUCUCAAAUUGGAAUAAUAAUUCUA